ACCAAAAUUCACAUUUAUAAUCGUUUCUCAAAGCAACACGUCACGUUUUUUGCAGCAACAAAGUUAUGAAACAUAGUACAUACUUAAUCAGUAGUAGUUCACAUAAUAGCCGUUGUGUAGUUUUUUCCCCCACAUAACUGUUGUACAGUUUAGCACACUUCUGCGUUUGUGUAAAUUGUAACAAAGUCAACUGGUAUAUUCGUUAUUCGAGAUUUGCUCAGCUCGUGCCGUGGUUUUCUCGUCAACGUUUUUAUUUUUUUUUGUGGCAUGCCGAAGCAAGGGUGCGUUUGAGCGCGAGCGGUGACCCGCCCCGCCGGGCGAUACCGGUCAAAUGGCGACGCGCUCCCAGACUUUCAGCCCCGCCCCCCCGCUGCACGUCGAUUGGUCGAAGGCUCAGCGAGGCGCCGUUUGAAUUUGUGGACUUCCGUUUCCUUCUGCUUGGACGAUUCUCAACUCUCAAGUUGCUUUGAGCGACUUGACUCGGAUUUGGGAGCUUUUCCACGUCCUGUGUGUGUUUUGAGUUCCAGAGGCAGGCGCAGCAAUGGAGAAGGCGUGACCGCCACGUGCUUUGUGUGGUCGACGUUUAGGUUUACGCGCGUCCGCGGCCCGCGUCAUGCGCCACGACGACUCUGCCAGCCGGAGGAAGGGCGCCGCCCCGCGCCGCCGCCACCCGCCUCUGCCGCCGACACCCCCCGCGGCAUCCCCCCGCGGGCGCCGUCCGCCGGCGUCCCCCCGGCCGGGCCCGUCUGCGGCCCCGGGGCGCGGGCAGCCGCCUCCGUCGCCCAGGAGGCGAAGGUUCCGCCCGGGGGCCAGGGCCCUGAUGGAGAUCCGCAAGUACCAGAAGAGCACCGAGCUUCUCCUCAGGAAGGCGUCGUUCGCUCGCCUGGUCCGUGAGGUGUGCCAGGCGUCCGGCAGAGGCUCCUACAGGUGGCAGGUCUUCGCUCUGAUGGCGCUUCAGGAGGCGGUCGAGGCCUUCUUGGUAUUGCUGUUCUCUGACGCCAACCUGUGCGCCAUCCAUGCCAAGCGGGUCACCCUGUUCCCCCGCGACCUCCAGCUGGCCCGACGCAUCCGCGGGGGCCAAAACCCCCUCUGAGCAAGAUGGCCACUGCACCGUUGGACACUUAAUUGUUUACAUUUUGUGUUGUUAAUGUUUUGUCAUGUUUAUAUUUUGUAAUAGAGUUAUUGUUCCAACUGGA
Phyllopteryx taeniolatus (common seadragon) is the source of this 1196-nucleotide messenger RNA. RefSeq names its product histone H3-like centromeric protein A. Lineage: Eukaryota; Metazoa; Chordata; Actinopteri; Syngnathiformes; Syngnathidae. The transcript is spliced from 5 exons. The record is from RefSeq and is a predicted model, not a curated record. Gene Ontology annotation, cellular component: nucleosome. The coding region runs from base 614 to 1093 and encodes 159 amino acids. Gene Ontology annotation, molecular function: protein heterodimerization activity; DNA binding; structural constituent of chromatin.